This is a messenger RNA of Funneliformis geosporum, 696 nucleotides long. Lineage: Eukaryota; Fungi; Glomeromycota; Glomeromycetes; Glomerales; Glomeraceae. The record is from the annotation of a GenBank genome assembly.
AUGGAAUUCGUUGAUGUGACGAAGGAAUUGGAUAAGAAGCUAGAUUUAUAUCAUUAUUUUGAAAAAACUAUUAUUGGCUUCUAUGUUCGAUUUAUCAUGUGUGAUAAGAAGUAUGAACUAACUCUCUCAGAUAAGAUAAUGCAAAUCGAGGAUCCAGAUAAAAAAUAUAAACAAAUAGAUGAUUAUGCACAAAAGAAGCGUACUUACAGAAAUGCUAUUAAAAAAGUGCAAGAAAUAUUAUAUCAAAAGAUAGGCAGUUUAUACGAAACAUUUUAUGGUGAAUGGCUUAACUAUAAGAUUUUUAUGGAAAGUAAUCCUAUCAAGAUAUUAUGGGAAAGAUUCAUGAAAUACACUAUAAAAAUUACAAAAGAUAAAAACCUCUCAGUAAAUGAUGAAAUGAAGGAAAAAAUAUGCUCUUAUUUUGCUCGAUAUCCUAGUGAGCUUGUAAAAUGUAUUGAAGAGUAUAAUUUAUUCUUUCAUAAAUUAGUCUAUCAUAUGUGUUACAAAGAACAUAUAUCAAUUCCAGAAGAAAUUAGCCCAGUUUCAUCUAUACGAAAAAAUGAGAUAAUUGUUGACCUACUAGCUUUACCUUACAUAUCAGAAAUUGAGGCGCUAAAUGACAUUAGUAAUUUAUGGUAUUUCCAUUUUGAGGAUAUAACUGGGUCAGAGGCAUUAGCAAAGUACCUAAAUAGAUAA